Molecule: messenger RNA, 4086 nt
Organism: Hypoxylon fragiforme
Lineage: Eukaryota; Fungi; Ascomycota; Sordariomycetes; Xylariales; Hypoxylaceae
Product: phosphoribosylformylglycinamidin
Exons: 8
Coding region: 1-4086 (1361 amino acids)
Biological process (GO): 'de novo' IMP biosynthetic process
Molecular function (GO): phosphoribosylformylglycinamidine synthase activity
Source: RefSeq, a predicted model, not a curated record
AUGGAUUACAUCGUUCUUACCGGAGAGUCCUGCUUCACGGUCUCUGAGGCCAAGAAGUUAAAGGACCGUAUUAACCAGAGCUCUACUAAAGUUACCAACAUCAUAGGUUCUUGGAUUUAUUACGCGCAUAUCAAGGGGAACAAGACUGCGGUCCAGCCAAAACUUGAAGAGUUGCUCCCUUUACCUGAUCGUUCAGGUCCUCCACCUUUAACGCACAUCGGCUAUACUCGUACGUAUUAUGUUGUGCCGAGGAACAUCUCGCCAUGGAGCUCCAAGGCGACCAAGGUCUGUGAAGUGUGCGGCCUCAAGGACCAAGUUCAUCGAAUAGAACGAGCCCGGUCCAUCACUGUAGAAUUCGAACAACCUUUCAACAGUGAUGAAAUCCCGUUCCGGGACAUGCUUUCUGAUCGCAUGACGGAGAUUAUAUCUCUAGAUCAGCCAGACCUUGACUCCAUGUUCAUUGAACGCCAACCUCUAGCACUCGAGGUUGUCGAUAUCUUUUCCGGAGAACAGAGCCCUCUCGACAUGCUCAAGACUUAUAAUCUUAAGCAUGGACUAGCCCUAGAUCAAUCCGAGAUGGAGUACCUAGUUCAAGAAUUCACUCAGCUCGGACGACCGCCGAACGAUAUUGAACUUUUCAUGUUUGCCCAAGUGAAUUCGGAGCAUUGUCGCCAUAAGCAAUUCAAUGCAAGAUGGACCAUAGAUGGCAUAACUAAGGAUUUGAGUCUUUUCGACAUGAUCCGAAACACACACAGGACGACACCCGAUUACACCGUCUCGGCUUAUAGCGACAAUGCUGCAGUAAUGCAAGGUGAGGUGGGAAGUUAUUGGGCCCCCGAGUAUACGACCGGAUCUUGGAAGCUUAAUAAGGAGGUCGUCCAUGUAUUAGCUAAAGUUGAGACCCAUAACCACCCUACUGCUAUCUCUCCCUUUCCGGGUGCUGCUACUGGAUCAGGUGGCGAAAUCCGCGAUGAAGCUGCUGUUGGAAGAGGGUCAGUUACAAAAGCAGGUCUCUCAGGAUUUUGGGUCUCCGACCUUCUCAUUCCGGACCACCGGGGCUGGGAGAUUGAUAUUGGCCGCCCAGCGCAUUAUGCAAGCAGCCUGGAUAUUAUGCUUGAAGCACCCAUUGGCUCAGCUCGUUUCAACAAUGAGUUUGGUCGUCCUGCUCUGGCCGGAUGUUUCCGUACACUCUUGACAAAUGGCACAAGCAAAAGCGAUUCGAAUUCCUCGGAAGAAACUGAAUGGCGAGGCUAUCACAAGCCAAUCAUGAUCGCGGGUGGACUUGGUACGGUCAGACCAGGCCAUGCACUCAAGAACAAGAGUGAUGUACAUGAAGGGGCUCAUGUCAUCGUACUUGGCGGCCCUGCUAUGCUUAUCGGACUCGGUGGUGGUGCUGCAUCUAGCAACGCUUCAGGGGAGGGAACUGCCGAUCUUGAUUUCAACAGUGUGCAGAGGGGAAAUCCCGAGAUGCAACGCCGAGCCCAAAUGGUUAUCAACGCAUGCGUUAGUCUAGGGGACGCGAGCCCUAUCGCAAUGAUACAUGACGUGGGAGCUGGUGGACUAUCUAAUGCCCUUCCAGAACUGGUCAAGGAUGCCGGGUUUGGAGGCAAAUUUGAACUCCGCCAAGUCGAAAGUGCAGAUGGGAGCAUGAGUCCUCUUCAAAUAUGGUGUAAUGAAGCACAGGAACGCUACGUGUUGUUGGUCAAUAGUGAAGGAAUGAACCGGUUUGUUAGCAUAUGCAGACGUGAACGCUGCGGCUUCUCAGAUGUCGGCACUGUAGUGUCCGAAGAUGAAGGUGGCAUACCGAAGCUUAUCCUAACUGACAGAGACACAAAGGAGAAGGUAUCAUCACGACCGAUUGAUCUCCCCAUGUCAACUCUGUUUCCCCCAGGCCGUCGACUACAGCGUAUAGUCAGCUCUCACAAACCAAACCUACCAGUGUUUGAAGCAGUCCCUAGCCUUAAAGCCGCAUUUGGAGACAAGCUAUCUGAUGCUGAGCUACUGAGAAACGCUGUACAGAAAGUUUUCUGGAUGCCAGCCGUAGGGUCAAAGUCAUUUCUCAUAACCAUUGGAGACCGAAGUGUCGGUGGUCUUACCGCGAGAGACCAGAUGGUAGGGCCUUGGCAGACGCCUGUAGCAGAUGUCGCAGUUACAGCUACGUCAUUUAACAUAGGAACGAAAACGAGACAUGGUGAGGCUAUGGCGAUGGGCGAGAAGCCAACAAUUGCCUUAAUAUCAUCUGCCGCAUCUGCUCGCAUGGCAGUUGCAGAAAGCUUGUUGAACAUCGGCGCCGCCGAUAUCAUGGGCGAUCUACGAAGGGUCAAGCUAUCCGCUAACUGGAUGGCAGCCGUGAAUCAUCCAGGAGAAGGAGCUGCUCUUUAUGAUGCCGUUGAGGCGAUUGGACUUGACAUGUGUCCUCGACUCGGCAUCAGUAUACCAGUGGGCAAAGAUUCGACCUCUAUGAAGGCAACUUGGAAAGAUCGCGAGAGCGAGAAGACCAAGAGCGUGACUGCGCCAGUAUCAGUCGUUAUCUCAGCAUUUACCAUCGUUGAUGAUAUCAGGAAGACUUGGACCCCGCAACUUCGGCAAGUUGAAGACGUAGGAGACUCAGUUCUUAUGUUUGUCGACUUAGCCAAAGGCAAGAAAGCGAUGGGAGGAUCUGCUCUUGCCCAAUCAUUCGGCUACGUCGGCAAUGAGGCACCAGACGUACGAGAUGUGGACCUCAUUGCAGAUUAUUUUGAUGCCCUAUCUCAGCUACAUCAAAGUGGCAUUGUCCUUGCCUAUCACGAUAGGUCCGAUGGAGGGCUCCUUACCACUGUGGCCGAGAUGAUGUUCGCUGGAAGAUGCGGAGUUGAUCUGAUGAUGGACGGAAUCUCUAACUCUGGUUCAAUUGUCGACAUGGUUGAUGCAUUGUUUAACGAAGAGUUAGGCGCCGUGUUCCAAGUGCGAGCAUCGGAUGAGACGAACUUCAAGAGAUGCUUCGCAACCUGUGGACCGCCCCCAGGCUUGAUCAAGAAAUUUGGCAGUGUCCAGCCUAGGUCGAAGCAAACCUUGACAAUCCGGUACGGCAUAACACCCUUUGUCAGUCUCGAUAGAAGAGAGAUUCAACAAUGGUGGGCCAAGACUUCGUUUGAGAUGCAGAAACUUAGGGAUAACCCUUCCUGCGCUGAGUCUGAGUAUGCCAGUAUUCUGGACCGAAAUGAUCCGGGCCUCUCUUACAAACUUACCUUCCAACCCUCUGAUCCGAUCCUACCUAUUACAGCGUCUAUCGCUGGUUUCUUCGGCAAGACCCCGCGAGUGGCCAUUCUACGGGAACAAGGCGUCAAUGGAUACGCUGAAAUGGCAUUUGCAUUCAAAGCAGCAGGAUUUGAUCCUGUCGAUGUGAUGAUGACGGAUAUUAUUUCCGGGCGCUCGUUGUCAGACUUUGUGGGAUUGGCUGCUUGUGGUGGCUUCUCCUACGGUGAUGUGCUAGGAGCCGGACAGGGCUGGGCCAAAUCCAUUCUCAUGCACGAAAAUGCUCGGAAGGAAUUUGAAAGCUUCUUCAAGAGGCAGGAUACAUUUGCACUUGGUGUCUGCAAUGGUUGCCAGAUGCUCUCUCGCAUCAGGGAGCUCAUACCUGGCACAGAACACUGGCCAAUUUUCGUAGAGAACACAAGUCAACAGUUUGAGGCACGGUUUAGCAUGGUCAAAAUUGAGGACAACCGAGCGAAGCCUUCAGUCUUCCUUCACGGCAUGGAUGGAUCGUCCUUACCAAUUGUGGUCUCCCACGGUGAAGGAAGGGCGUCAUUCUCUUCGCCCAACUCAAUUCGCGCGCUUGACGCGGCGGGUAUGAUUCCCAUCCGAUAUGUUGACAACUACCUGGAUGUAACGGAAACGUAUCCAGUCAACCCGAACGGUAGUCCUGAGGGUAUUGCUGGCGUAAGCAGCGAGGACGGUCGUGUGCUAGCUAUGAUGCCUCAUCCCGAGCGUACAGCGCUAGCAGAUACGGCAUCAUACGCACCACCUGCUCUUCUCGAGCAGUGGGGUGAAUUUGGCCCCUGGAUCAGGAUGUUCAGAAGCGCUCGAAGAUGGGUUGGAUAUGUUUAA